Manihot esculenta (cassava) is the source of this 2703-nucleotide messenger RNA. RefSeq lists its product as uncharacterized. The record is from RefSeq and is a predicted model, not a curated record. The transcript has a single exon. Gene Ontology annotation, cellular component: intracellular membrane-bounded organelle. NCBI's taxonomy places the organism in Eukaryota, Viridiplantae, Streptophyta, Magnoliopsida, Malpighiales, Euphorbiaceae. Bases 1 to 2703 code for a protein of 900 amino acids.
AUGGUUUCUUGCUCUCAACCUGACAUCCUCAAUUACCAUGACAAGUGUGCCAAGGUUGUCCCUGAAUCUUCUCCUACAUCUCCUGAAUUCAUCACCAUCCCUUUUCCUCCAAACCAGGAAGGUUACUUCCUUGGUGGAGAUGACAUAUUUAGUUAUUCGAACUCGAACUCGAGCUCAAACUCAAGCCGCUACUACAGCUACUACUCAUCAGGUGAAAGGAAGGUCCUGUUGUUUCGCACCCAUCACGUCCACAGCACUGAUCUUGAUGGUGUCUACAAGGUUCAGGCGAGCUUUAUCCUGCAACCCUCACGUAGUAGCUAUUAUGUUGAAGAUGUUACGUACAGUUACUCGUAUUCUCCACAAGUCAUCUCUAGCUGGUCUGAAAGAGGUGCUUUGAGUUUGGAACUAGAAGGGUUCUGGUCAAAAUCUACUGGGAAGCUUUGCAUGGUGGGAUCGAGUUCUGCUUACUCACAACAAGGUAAAGCUCCUGUUCUUCAUGCUGUUUUGAAGCUUGAUGAUGUUAAGAGUGAAAAUAAGAUUACUAGUUUGAUUAGAGGAACAUUGGAGAGCUUGGACUAUGCUGAUGAUUCGAGUUAUUUCAAACCGAUUUCGAUCUUGAUGUUCCCUGGAAUGAAUUAUAUAUACACUCCUGAACUUGAUUCUGUGUGUAGUGGUGAGAUUGACGCUGCUAAAAGUUCACUUGUCUUACCACUGAGUAAAUCAAUUUGCUCAGUGUUUUCUCGUGAGAGCAAUUCAUUCAAACUAAUGUAUGCAAGUGGUUGUGAUUCUGCAAAGAGAUGUAAACUUCUGGGUGAGGGUGUUGGAUUUUUGCCUGGAGUUAUGUCUAUGAGAUUAAUUACAUGUUCACAUGAUAGACCAAGUCUGAGAUUUCUGUUAGAAUUUCCUAACAGUAGCUAUGCUGAUUAUUAUCUCCCUUUCAGUCCAAACACAACAUUUGUUGCAGAAGGGUCAUGGAAUUCCAAGAAGAAUCAGCUGUGCGUUGUUGCAUGUCGAAUUUCGACGACAACGAAUUCUUUGAGUAGUUCUCUUGUUGAGGAUUGCUCAAUAAGGAUGAGUUUAAGGUUUCCUUCUGUUUGGUCAAUCAGAAAGAGAAGUGCUAUUGUGGGACAUAUUUGGAGCAACAAAAGUGCAAAAGAAUCAGGUUACUUCAAGAGGAUCAGGUUUCAAAGUUACAUGAGUGAGCUACUUGGGAUUCCAGGGCUGAAAUAUGAGUAUACCUUGGUUGACAAAGCAAGAAAAUCAUGCACGGAGAAGCAGCCUGAUAGAGAAAAAGAAAGCCAAUACCCAGAUGCAAAUUCAAAUGACCUGCAAUUUGAUAUGGCUGUCAAGAAUUCCAAUGGAAAAAGAAUUGGAUGGGGCUAUGCAAGGCCCCUUUUUAUCGGUGAUCAAAUUCCAAUACGGAACGUGUUCUCCAGGCCAUUGUCCAGCUCAAGGAACUCCAUGGAAGAAGCAAAAGCUCAGCACAUCAAGCCUUCGAACAUCAGCUACAAGAUGAAUUUCCCAUCACCCAGUUCCUCCUUGAAUGAGUAUUCUCAAGUUGAAGUUUCUGCUGAGGGAAUUUAUGAUCCUGAAACAGGAGUUUUGUGUAUGGCGGGCUGCAGAUAUCUUGGCUCAAAAAAUCACACAGAUGAUGAUUUGAUGGAUUGUGAACUUCUAUUAAAUCUUCAGUUUCCUCCUGUAGAUUCGAACGAUUAUAUCCAGGGAACUAUGAAGAGCACAAGGAAAGAAUCUGAUCCUCAUUAUUUGCAGCCUCUUUCCUUUUCUGCAGUUUCCUUUUACGGCCGACACGCAAGGGAAUCAAUAUGGAGGAUGGAUUUGGAGAUCAUUAUGGCUUUGGUCUCUAAUACCCUGCUGUGUUUCUUUGUGGGAUAUCAAAUCUUCUAUGUGAAGAAGCAUCCCACUAUGUUCCCAUGCAUCUCACUUCUCAUGCUGGUGGUACUUACUUUGGGGCACAUGAUUCCUCUUGUGUUGAACUUUGAAGCCUUGUUCUUCUCGAAGCAAAAUAGCACAUUUUACCUACGACAGAGUGGGGGAUGGCUUGAAACGAAUGAGGUGGUCGUACGGGUGGUGACAAUGGUAGCAUUUCUACUGAAAUUCCGACUUAUGCAGCUUGUAUGGUCUGCACAUUGGGCUAAUGGAAACUUCAAAGCUUCCUGGAGUGCUGAGAAGAAGACACUUUAUGUGUCUUUACCAUUAUAUAUAGCUGGAGGCUUGAUUGCUUUCUAUGUGAAUGGGAGGACUUAUGAUUUUGGCAAGGAUAUGAAUUAUGCUUAUAAUGGCAGUCACCAGCAUUCCCUUUGGGUGGAUUUAAGGUCUUAUGCUGGAUUGAUACUUGAUGGUUUCCUUCUCCCUCAAAUCAUCCUCAACGUUUUCCAAAACUCGAAAGAGAAUGCUCUCUCUCGCUUCUUCUACGUAGGGAUGACAUUUGUGCGUCUAAUACCACACGGAUAUGAUAUUUUCAGGGCACACUACUACAGUGAUGAUUUCGAUUGGUCGUACAUGUAUGCCAAUCCUGCUGCAGAUUAUUACUCCACUGCUUGGGAUGUGAUCAUUCCUCUAGGAGGUCUGCUUUUUGCUGCUAUCAUAUACUUGCAGCAACGCAACGGUGGUCGUUGUUUCCUACCAAAAAGAUUUAAGGAGCUGGUAGUGUAUGAGAAGGUGCCAUUUACUAGUGAACCAUAA